Molecule: messenger RNA, 522 nt
Organism: Lathyrus sativus (Indian pea)
Lineage: Eukaryota; Viridiplantae; Streptophyta; Magnoliopsida; Fabales; Fabaceae
Source: the annotation of a GenBank genome assembly
AUGAUGAAAAGGGACAUGCAUUUUAUUUACAUUCUUUUCUUAUUAACCCUAUCUCCUUUAAUUUGCGUGAAUAGUAAGCAUUUUGUGCUGGUUCAUGGAGCAUGCCAUGGUGCAUGGUGUUGGUUUAAGGUGGCAACUUUGCUUAAAUCAGCUGGUCAUCAUGUUACGACUGUUGAAUUGGCUGCUUCGGGUAUCAAUCCAAUACAGGUUCAACAGAUUCGUCAAAUUUCAGAAUAUCAUGAACCUUUGAUGAAAUAUAUGGAAUCUCUACCAUCAGAGGAGAAGGUGGUUCUUGUUGGUCAUAGUCUUGCUGGAUUGUCUUUGUCUGUUGCUAUGGAAAAGUUUCCGCAGAAAAUUUCAGUUGCGGUUUUUAUGUCUGCAUUUGUGCUUAGUCAAAACCUCACUUACCCUGCUAUUCUUCAAGAGCAAGCUAGAAGAAACCAUUCUUUAAUGGACACAAAGGAUUUCUAUUUUGAUGGACCCAACAAACCUGCAACUGCUAGACUGUUUGGACCCAAAUAA